AAGCACAAAGGUUAAAUCCAAAGUCAGGUCGAUCGAUGUUACGCUCGCGUCGCAAUUAACGUAUCUCGGUGUCUGUAAGAUUAUUGUAAUUAAAAUGCGGGAAACAAUCACUCCCUGGAGUUGAACUUUGGAACGAUCGAAACUGUUUUUAUGAAUCGAGAGUAAAGAUAGGAAGAUGAAUGAUGAACCGUAGCAAUUCAGCGAAACUUCGUCAGCCGAAGACACCAGUCACCAGAACAUAACCUGCAAUAAGCUGAUGCCGCGGCAGUACAAUUAGUUUCAUUUUCUAAUAUUUAUCACAAAAAUGGCAUGGCUAGAAGCCAUAGCCAGCAGCCUAGUCCUUCGCAAUAUUCUUGGAUCAGAAAUUCCCCCCAAUAAAGUCUUGGAAGUUAAACCUGAGCAGUAUGGAAACCGCACAAUACGCUGUCGAGAGGAUGGAAUCGUUUUAUAUGGUCCAGACAACCGGAAUAAAGAGAAGUUUGAAAUUGUUCUGCACAGACCUUGCACCGAGACCCUACAUCAGGCCUAUAGGUUUUCUCCUUCGGUCGGAUACUUUGGAGCCAGCAGAGAACAUCUUCACUGUCUAUAAAGACAAGGUUCCCAUUCUCGUACAAAUCUCUAGAGAGUUGUGCAACACAAAUGGAAUUCGUCGACUGUGCGACGUCCUUACGGAGCAUCCAACAUGGACCCUCGCUCAUCUGGCAGCCCACCUUUCGUUGUACGACGCGUUGCACCAUACAGCAGUGAACAGCCACCUUAACAGCAGCGACCCAGCAACAGGAAUGUCGCCGCUUCAGGUAGCGGUUCAAACGAACAACUUGAGAAUUGUUCAAAUGUUGGUAGCAGCCCAAAGUUCCCUUGAGCAUUUAGACCACAAUGCCAACACGGUUUAUCAUUACGCCGCCAAUUCAACCAAGGAUAUAAUUCUUGCACUCGGCGCUGGUUUACCGAAUAGCCUCAACAGUAGAAACGGCAACGGGCACACUCCGAUGCAUGUUGCUUGCCUCUCCGAUAAACCAGAGUGCGUAAAAGCUUUGUUACUGAUUGGAGCAGACGUAAAUAUUCCCGCCAGUGCAGGUCAGCCAACGAGUCCUGGAUAUGUCGGUGACUUUUUGCAUGACAAACCAAACGCUCUGCAUUCUCAGGACAUGAAGUUUGGUGGAACUCCUUUACAUUGGUCCUGCAGUCGAGAGGUAAUAGACGCCCUGAUAGAAACGAACUGUGAUAUUGACGCUCUGAAUUUCGAUGGUAGAACCGCGCUGCAUAUCAUGGUAAUGCGGAAGAGAUUGAACUGUACCGUGGCUCUGUUGAGCCACAUGGCGUCUGUAAACAUCCUCGAUAAUGAGGGAAACACUCCUUUGCAUCUGGCCGUCAGCCAGGCUACGCCGUUUAUAGUUCAGGCUCUGCUUGGUUUUGGAGCAGACAUAGAUGCAGCGAAUUACAAGGGGGAAACUCCGCGACAUCUCACUCCCAUUGAAGCCAAUGCCGACGGAAGGAAAGUACUUUACAUUCUCCAUGCUGUUGGAGCACAGCGGUGUCCUCCGGAUAUGGAAGGAUGCCACAUAGGCUGUAAACACCUUGAAAACUUUGACGGAGAAGCGCCGCCUGAGCCCCCAACCUCAGUUCCUAGAACAAUUUUAGAUCAGAUGCUGUAUGUUGCUGGGAUGGAGGAACUGUCCACACAGAAGAAAAGAAAGGUGGAAGGUGGACGUUUGCUUUGUCUGGAUGGCGGAGGUAUAAGGGGGCUGGUUUUGGUACAAACCUUAUUAGAAAUUGAGUCAGUCCUUAACAAGCCAGUGAUUCACUGCUUUGAUUGGAUCGCGGGCACUUCGACGGGCGGAAUAUUGGCACUGGGCUUGGCGACCGGUAAGACUUUGAAGGAAUGUCAAGCUUUGUAUUUCCGGAUGAAGGAAAACGCGUUCGUGGGUCCGAGGCCCUACUCCAGUGAGGGACUAGAGAACAUUCUGAAGGCAGCACUGGGCACUCACACAUUGAUGUCUGAUAUCGAACACCCUAAAUUGAUGAUAACUGGCGUUUUGGCAGACAGAAAGCCUGUAGAUCUGCACUUGUUUCGAAAUUACGAUUCUCCAAGUGUUGUGCUUGGCAUUCCACCCAGUGGAAAGUUCAAGGAAACAUUUCCACCGGAUCGCCAGCUUGUCUGGCGAGCUGCUAGAGCGACGGGAGCAGCACCAUCGUACUUCAGAGCUUUUGGGCGAUUUCUUGAUGGAGGAUUGAUAGCGAACAACCCAACACUAGAUGCGAUGACGGAAAUACACGAGUACAAUUUGGCAUUGCGAGCCAUGGGCAGAGAGGAUGAAGUGAAACCUAUUUCCUUGGUCGUCUCUCUGGGGACUGGGCUCAUACCGGUAUCGCAGUUGAGAGAAAUUGACGUCUUCAGGCCUGAGAGUCUUUGGGAUACGGCGAAACUUGCCAUGGGAAUGUCUGCAUUGGGAACUCUUCUGGUAGAUCAAGCUACGGCGAGUGACGGUCGUGUUGUAGAUCGCGCGAGAACCUGGUGUUCCAUGAUUGGCGUUCCGUAUUACAGAUUUAGUCCUCAAAUGUCGGAUGAAAUUCCGAUGGAUGAGCGAAGUGAUGAGAAGCUGGUCAACAUGAUUUGGGAAGCAAAGGCAUUCAUGCAUGCAAAUCGGGAUCAGGUAAAAGAGUUAGCAGCUGUUUUAGGUUGUCAUUAGUCAAUAAUAUUCUCAUUCAUUUCUAACUUGAUCAAUUCCAACGCCAUAGCGGAAACUCUAGUUACCAAUUGUGUAUGUAAGUAAGUUAUGUAUUGAAAUUAUUUAUGUUUUAGUAUAAAAUUGCUGUUAACACAAUCGUAUUCGUGUCGUUGUCAAUAAAAUUUAGCCACUGCUGGUCCGUGAUUAAAAUUCAUCACG
Molecule: messenger RNA, 2888 nt
Organism: Diprion similis
Lineage: Eukaryota; Metazoa; Arthropoda; Insecta; Hymenoptera; Diprionidae
Gene: iPLA2-VIA
Product: 85/88 kDa calcium-independent phospholipase A2-like
Exons: 3
Coding region: 405-2690 (761 amino acids)
Biological process (GO): lipid metabolic process; positive regulation of ceramide biosynthetic process
Cellular component (GO): mitochondrion
Molecular function (GO): protein binding
Source: RefSeq, a predicted model, not a curated record